UCACUGGUCCAGAGUACAGCAGGAAGUUUGGGGCUGGAUAGUGCUGCUUGCAGCCCAAAGAGAUAAGUGAUCAGUGAUCCUUCAUCCUGAGCUUCAGUCAGGGCGGCUCCGUCCUUCUCUCUCUCUUCUACUAGCUUCUCUCCCUCUUUUGCUCUCUCUCUACUUUCUACAUUUCUCCUCUGGUUCUGCCUUUGAUUUCUGGCCCUCAACCAUGCCUCCGACCCUGGCCUCAGCCUUUGCCAGGCGCUGGUGGAUGGCAGUGACUGCCAUCGUUGAGAAUCUGCUGUUCUCCGCUGUGCUGCUGGGAUGGGGUUCGCUUCUCAUUAUGCUCAAGUCAGAAGGCUUCUACUCUUACCUUUGCAAGGAGGAGGGUAACAGCUCCAGUCAUAAUCUGUCCCAAGCCCUGACAACACCAACACCUGACGAGUACGCUGAGUAUUAUGAGAGUGAGGGCAUUGGUCUGGGAGAUGGAGUGGAGAUAAAGCCCGUGGUCCCUAUGGAUGGGCCCCUGAGGAUGAAUGGCUGGCUGAUUUGUAAAGAACAGGAUGAGAUGCUGAAUCUGGCGUUCACAGUGGGCUCCUUCCUGCUCUCAGCCAUCACCCUGCCGCUGGGCAUCGUCAUGGAUAAAUAUGGGCCUCGAAAGCUACGACUGCUGGGCAGCACAUGUUUUGGGUUGUCCUGUCUGCUCAUUGCUUAUGGAGCUUACAAGCCAAAUGAACUCUCUGUCCUUAUCUUCAUUGCCCUGACUUUCAAUGGCUUUGGGGGCAUGUGCAUGACCUUCACCUCUCUCACACUCCCAACCAUGUUCGGUGAUCUCCGUUCCACCUUCAUCGCCCUGAUGAUUGGCUCCUAUGCCUCCUCCGCUGUCACCUUCCCUGGUGUCAAGGUGAUCUAUGACCUUGGCAUACCCUUCAUCACUAUUCUGGUGGUGUGGGCGGCCUGUGCUGGAUUGGUCUUUUUGAACUGCUUCCUCAACUGGCCACUGGAACCAUUCCCGGGACCAGAGGACAUGGAUUACACUGUGAAGAUCAAAUUCAGCUGGCUGGGCUUUGACCAUAAAAUCACAGGGAAGCAAUUUUACCACCAAGUGACCACAGUGGGCCGUCGUCUCAGUGUGGGCAACAGCCUGAAGCAGAAGGAGCUGGCUACAAAAGAAGGACACAAGCUCUGCCUCUCCACCAUGGACCUGGAGAUGGAGUGCAAGCCACAAAACGCAUCCCAGUCAUUCUUGAAAACUAUCACAACCCCAAUCUUCCUGCUCAGUCUGGUGACCAUGUGCAUCACUCAGCUUCGCCUCUUGUUCUACAUGGGAGCCAUGAACAGUGUCCUGGAGACACUCAGCGACGGAGACCUCAACACAGUGAGUCUGUACUCCUCCAUCUUUGGUGUGCUGCAGCUGCUUUGCCUGAUGACCACUCCCGUGAUUGGUCAGAUCAUGGACUGGAAACUAAAGGACUGUGAUGAUGGAGAGGAGGAAAGGGAGCCCUGUAGCAAGGGGGAGAAAAAGAAAAAGUGCAGGGACAAAAAGACCCAGAAGGUGACCAAUGCCUUGCGAGCAUUCAUGCUCACCAAUUUCCUUUUAGUGGGAUUUGGGAUCACCUGCUUAGUGCCCAAUCUCCCCCUGCAGAUUGUGUCGUUUGUCCUACACACUGUGGUGAGAGGAUUCAUUCACUCUGCUGUUGGUGGCCUUUAUGCUGCUGUGUAUCCUUCCUCCCUGUUUGGCAGUCUGACAGGCAUGCAGUCUCUGGUCAGCGCUGUAUUUGCUCUGUUGCAGCAACCCCUGUUUUUGGCCAUGAUGGGACCCCUUAAGAGAGACCCUUUCUGGGUCAAUGUUGGACUCCUCGCUCUCAGCAUGCUGGGCUUCUUGCUGCCUCUCUACCUGAUCUGUUACAGACGGAUUCUCCACAAAGAGCAACAGGAGAAGGAGGAAAACGCAAAGAUCUACAUAAAAAUCAACGGCUCCGACAUCCCAGAGGCCUUCAUCUAGAGAAAACUAGAUGAAGAUAGUUUUUUUACUUAGAGACUUUGGCAGUCCAGUAAUACCUUCAUAAAUAGAAAACGACAAUUGACAUUGUAACUAUUUUGAGUAUCACAUUUAAACAUACUGUAUAAUUGUUAUGUUCCAUGGAGUAAACACACAAACAGAUUAUCACAUCCAUUUUCCAAAAAGAAGAUGAACUGAUUCAGUUGUCACGGAAACGAGUCCAUUGGACGCUGGCUGAGGAGAGUGAAAGUGAAACAUGGAGAGGAAAAGAAGAACAAGAAAGAGGAGAGACUGUGAAAGGAAAGAGGCAUCAGUCCUCUGCAUCCCCCCCAAUCCUCUGACUUCUCUUUUUAUUCCCUCCUCUCUGAGCAGCACAUUAGUGCAGCUGCAUUCCACAUAAGACUGUUUUAAUAUUCCCCAUGUGAGCAGAAAAAAAAGGAAAAAGAGAGCUUGUUUAGAGCCGUGAAUUUCCACCGGUGAAAGCAACACAUACUGCUAAAUCUCACCUUUACAACCAUCCUCGCCAUUAUGUGGGCGUGAUUCCAUUAUUAUGAGUCAUGUUUUCGAUUUUGUUUAAUAUGCUGACCUGAAAUCCUUCUGAUUGUAAAUUCCAUCACAUGGUGCUUCUUAUCAAUUCCUCAUCUGGAUUUUUUUAUUUUUUUUGACAGGUGGUGUAAAGUCAGUGCGGACUAAAUGGCGUUAAUGUGUGACAGGGAGCAGAGAGGCCUUAUUGCUGAUGUUCCUCGGGUGAAUAGAAAAGACAGUCAUAUGAUUAAUUGUUGCUGCAGUAUAAAACUGCUGUAGCUUAGAAUAUGCCAGAGUAUCGGAUAAACAUGAGUGCUUCUGCUGUAUUUUGUAAGUGGGACAUCAAUCAAACUGGUAUGUUUUGCUAAAAACAAAAUGUUCAUUUGUGUUUAGAGUAUUUAUUUUAUUUCCUGCUUUCUUUAGUUUUUAUAUGUAUGUAUAAAUUUACCACAGGUGCCUUUUUAAUUUUCAUUUAAUGCAAAAGAGAAGAUUUGUUCCUUGGGUGUAUUAAAUUUAACUUUUUACACAAAACAGUCUCCCCUUUGCAUUACGUGGUAUGGCUUCCCGUUUACACAUUUAACAUUUAGAGAGACUUAAUGUUCUCCAUUAAGUGUAUCCAUAUGAUUGUGCCUUAGCUUAAAGUCGGUAUUUCAUUCAGGCUAUUCACCUAACAUCAAGAGAAAUUCAGCACUUUAUAAUUCAACAACACACACACACACACACAUCACAUGAGCUCCUUUCAGCACUUCUCUCCCAAAGCUUCUGUGGAGAAAUAGUCCCACUUUAAUUUUGAGCUACCUUCAUAUGUUUUAUUUAUUUUAUUUUACACUCAUUGUUACACAAUAAGUUCCAAUAUGUACUUAAAGUGUACUGUGCUUGUAACCACUCGUACGUCAUAUGUCUGUUUGCUCUUUCUUUUAUCUUUGAAGCUAAUGUAGAGAUGUUGUGGGGGUUAAUAAAGAUGAGCUGAUUUCUUUUAAAUGUUUUCUUUCAUUGAUGUUUUUUUGUGUCGUUGUGUUAUUAUAUGUGUCUGUGUAACUGCACCUGUGUAAUUCUUACUUAUAGUGACAUCUUGCUCAGGAUAACUACCACGGUGACAGAUACUGGAAACUCACGGUGUCAGACCACUGAUAAAGUGGGCUCCCAUAAUGAUCUGUUGAUUGACUUGGAAUUUGACAUUUAGCUUUAAGAUGAUAUAGUUGUCCUAAAGUAUCUGCCUGUAUUUGAGGUUUGUAUUUUUAAGAAAGUAAUUUAUGUUUUAGGGAAGUGAUGUAUAAUUUCAAUAAGGGUGU
Scatophagus argus is the source of this 3801-nucleotide messenger RNA. It is a transcript of the gene slc43a2b, whose product is annotated as solute carrier family 43 member 2b. The coding region runs from base 212 to 1987 and encodes 591 amino acids. The record is from RefSeq and is a predicted model, not a curated record. Gene Ontology annotation, biological process: transmembrane transport; neutral amino acid transport. Gene Ontology annotation, molecular function: L-amino acid transmembrane transporter activity; neutral L-amino acid transmembrane transporter activity. Lineage: Eukaryota; Metazoa; Chordata; Actinopteri; Scatophagidae. The transcript has 14 exons.